AUGGACCAACCUCAGGAACAGGGACCUCCCGGUCCUUUCCAUGCUCUUUAUUUAGCUGCGAAGGAGACGACGACUGUCUUCCGUUACUCACGAUCGCUCUGGCUAAUUUGGCCUACCCUGGAGGACGUCGAGGUUAUCAUUGAUGCAGACCCGAAUGGCGCGAGAGGCCUGCUUCUUCAGGCGGGUUCCGGGUUCUCACUGACCAUGGCUAACAAGCUGUUCUUCACAACCGGGACCCAAAGAAUUAUAGUUGAACUUCUUCGCGCUGGUAGCACUUGCUAUUUGAGAUUUCCUGACGUAAUGACUAUUUCCCUUCUUACUCUUACUGUGAGUGGCCGUCCAAUGUGCGUUGGGAAGACCCCCAUCAUAUCCAAGUCUGCCCGUCCUCGGAGAAUCGAAAAGGCAGCUACCGACAUGGAGGACGUUGAGGAGCUCCUAAAUUGGCUCGCUAGAGAUGGAGUUAAAGUCAACUUCGAGGGUUAUCCCAAAGAGGCGGAGAACUAUCUCCUCUCUGCAGUCCGCAAGUUGUAUCAGAUGAAGGCUUUUAUCCGCCCUCUACUCCGGGCUACACUGGAGGAGGAGCAUUUUCGUUUCGUCAGCAACUAG
Molecule: messenger RNA, 606 nt
Organism: Penicillium cosmopolitanum
Lineage: Eukaryota; Fungi; Ascomycota; Eurotiomycetes; Eurotiales; Aspergillaceae
Exons: 3
Coding region: 1-606 (201 amino acids)
Source: RefSeq, a predicted model, not a curated record